Messenger RNA from Suillus subalutaceus, 943 nucleotides. Its product is annotated as mitochondrial import inner membrane translocase subunit Tim17/22. The record is from RefSeq and is a predicted model, not a curated record. Gene Ontology annotation, molecular function: transmembrane protein transporter activity. Gene Ontology annotation, cellular component: mitochondrial inner membrane; TIM23 mitochondrial import inner membrane translocase complex. NCBI's taxonomy places the organism in Eukaryota, Fungi, Basidiomycota, Agaricomycetes, Boletales, Suillaceae. The transcript is spliced from 5 exons. Gene Ontology annotation, biological process: protein import into mitochondrial matrix. The coding region runs from base 309 to 788 and encodes 159 amino acids.
AUUUCCUUCAUCUUUGACGCCGUUUUCUUCCAUCAAUUGCUAUUAUUUUCUGCCGAGAGUCACUGUUCGAUUCUCGACAGAGUGAGAGCAACCAGCAACUGGGGACAUGAGCUAUCCUGGGCAUGAAAGAGUAGAUGAUCUAGAUCCGGGAUUCAGACCGGGAAAGCACUACCUGAGUCGGUGGCUGUGACGAAUGUCGUGGGAAUGAAAUUUAUCCUGACGAGCUGUCACGCAGUCCCCUCAGCUAGCUCACUACUUCCAUAAUCCAUUUACUCCCUUCCCCCUCCGCUCCCUUUUGACCCUUCACCAUGUCUCAUGCUGACCACACAAGAGAUCCAUGCCCAUGGGUCAUAUUGAAUGACUUUGGAGGCGCAUUUGCUAUGGGCGCUGUCGGUGGCGGUAUAUGGCACGGUAUCAAGGGCGCACGAAACUCCCCUAGGGGCGAACGUUUGGUCGGUGCCAUAUCUACUAUAAAAGCACGUGCCCCAGUCACGGGUGGUAACUUCGGCGUUUGGGGAGGCAUGUUCUCCACUUUCGAUUGUGCUGUGAAAGGUUGGCGGCAAAAAGAGGAUGCUUGGAACGCUAUUAUUUCGGGGUUUAUGACGGGUGGAUGUUUGGCUGCACGAAGUGGUCCAAAAUCGGCUUUAGGAUCUGCAAUUGCGUGUGGUAUCCUUUUGGGUGUAUUCGAGGGCGUCGGUGUCCUUCUCUCCCGUGUGUUCAGCGAGGGUACACGACCACAGCUUCCGCAACUACCGGACACUAUCCAGCCACAACCCUCAGGACACUAGCUCCAUACCUGCCUCACAAUCUAUAUUACGAUAGACGUCUCACUCUGCCCUACAGCCCACUUACCCUCUUCAUUGUAUAUUCGCACUGCAAUGCAAUGCAUAGUACUGAAUCUACUAAUCGUCAGACUCGAUAUGAUCUAUUGCCAUCAGACUCU